AUGGAAGCCAUCAAGUCGGCCCUCAACAUCGGCAGCAAGCCCGCCGCUGCUCCCCAGCCUACUUCUGAGCAAGUUUCUGAGCUCAAGGAGAAGUACGCCAAGGCCGAGCAGGGCCACGUCUUCACCUUCUACGACUCCCUCUCCAAGGAUGAGCAGGCUGCCCUUUACCAGCAGCUCUCCGGCUUCGACCCAGCCCACAUCAACGACAUUACCAACCGCGCACUGAACCCUCCCAAGACCGACGAUGCCGACUCUUCCUCCACACAAUCUGGCCUCGAGCCUCUUCCCGAGUCUGCUACAGCCAGUAUCCUCGAUUCUCAGCCUGAAGAUCUGGAAAAGUGGUACCAGUCUGGCCUUGAUCUCAUUGCUCAGAACAAGGUCGCCGUCGUCCUCAUGGCUGGCGGCCAGGGCACCCGUCUCGGCAGCUCUGCUCCCAAGGGCUGCUUCAACAUUGACCUGCCCAGCAACAAAUCCCUCUUCCAGAUUCAGGCUGAGCGCAUCCGCAAGGUCCAGGAGCUUGCCGCCGCCAAGGCUGGCGCUAGCACACCCGCCGUUGUCCCUUGGUAUGUCAUGACCUCGGGCCCUACGCGAGGUCCGACCCAGGAGUUCUUCGAGAAAAACAGCUACUUCGGUCUUGACAAGGCCAAUGUCGUCAUCUUUGAGCAAGGCGUCCUACCCUGCAUCUCUAACGAGGGCAAGAUCCUCCUCGAGAGCAAGGGCCGUGUUGCUGUGGCCCCUGACGGUAACGGUGGCCUCUACCAGGCCCUCGUCGUCUCCAACGUUCUGUCCGACAUGGGCUCCCGCGGUAUUGAGCACAUUCACGCCUACUGUGUCGACAACUGCCUUGUCAAGGUCGCCGAUCCCGUCUUCAUUGGCUUCUCGGCCGCUAAGAACGUUGACAUUGCCACAAAGGUCGUCCGCAAGCGCGCCGCCAACGAGUCUGUUGGACUCAUCCUCCAGAAGAACGGCAAGCCCGACGUGGUCGAGUACUCUGAGAUUGACGCCGCCACUGCCGAGGCAGAAGAUCCUCGCCAGAAGGGCCUUCUGAAGUUCCGCGCCGCCAACAUCGUCAACCACUACUACUCGGCUCGCUUCCUCGAGUCCAUCCCUCAGUGGGCUCACAAGCUGCCGCACCACGUCGCCCGCAAGAAGAUUCCCGCUGCUGACCUGUCCUCUGGCGAGACAGUCAAGCCCGAGAAGCCCAACGGCAUCAAGCUCGAGCAGUUUGUCUUCGACGUCUUCCCCAUGCUGCCUCUUGAUAAGUUUGCUUGCCUCGAGGUGAAGCGCGAGGAGGAGUUUUCCCCGCUCAAGAAUGCGCGCGGCACCGGUGAGGAUGACCCCGACACGAGCAAGGCGGAUAUUAUGGCCCAGGGCAAGCGCUGGGUCGAGGCUGCCGGCGCUACUGUCACCGGCGACAAGGCUUCUGACGGUAUUGAGGUGUCGCCGCUGAUCUCCUACGGUGGCGAGGGCCUCGAGUACGUCAAGGGCAAGGAGAUUGUUGCGCCAGCCGUUUUUGAGCGCGAGUAG
Molecule: messenger RNA, 1527 nt
Organism: Verticillium alfalfae VaMs.102
Lineage: Eukaryota; Fungi; Ascomycota; Sordariomycetes; Glomerellales; Plectosphaerellaceae
Product: UDP-N-acetylglucosamine pyrophosphorylase
Exons: 2
Coding region: 1-1527 (508 amino acids)
Biological process (GO): UDP-N-acetylglucosamine biosynthetic process
Molecular function (GO): UDP-N-acetylglucosamine diphosphorylase activity
Source: RefSeq, a predicted model, not a curated record